AUGGAUAACAUUGCAUUUUAUGAAACUUCCCAAGUAUAUUUUACAUCAAUUGGUGAUCUUUUAGCUUGUCCAUACAGAGAGCAUAUAAAACAUUUGUUUUUAGAAAUAAAUGAACCAUUAAAUUUACCAAAUAUAAUUCCUCAAAGUGUCACACAUCUUGAUCUGGGUAGUUACAAUAUAGAACUUCAUCAAGGUACACUACCUUCAAAUAUUAAAUCAUUAACCAUCAAAGGUUACAGUCACCCAAUUAAAACAAAUGAUUUACCACCCGGUUUAAUUGUUUUAACAUUAGGUGGAGAGGAUGGGGAUGGUGGGAAAUUUAAUCAUCCAAUUGAGCCAGGAACACUCCCAGUUACACUUAGGAAACUUAUUUUAUCAAACUCUUUUAAUCAAGUAUUAAAACCACAUUCUCUUCCACCAAAUCUAACCUAUCUUAUUUUUGGUUGGGAAUAUGAUAAACCUAUUGAUAUAAAUACAAUACCUCCUUCAGUGACCUCUGUUAAUUUAGGGUGGAGCUUUAAUCAUCCCAUCGAGCCUGGUGUCUUUUCAUCAAAUAUUAAAUCACUUAUAUUUGGUAAAUUAUUUAAUCAACCUAUAAAACCACAUUCAUUACCACCUAAUCUUGAGAAAUUGGAAUUUGGUUUCAUGUUUCUCCAAUCUAUUAAACCAGGAACAAUAUCAUUAUCAUCAAUGAAACUUUUACAAUUUAGAAACGAAAACAUUCUACCAUUGAUUACAGAUAACUCUAUAAAAUCCUUUGAAAAUUUAAAACUGGGCGAAUAG
This is a messenger RNA of Dictyostelium purpureum, 783 nucleotides long. RefSeq lists its product as uncharacterized. NCBI's taxonomy places the organism in Eukaryota, Evosea, Eumycetozoa, Dictyosteliales, Dictyosteliaceae. Bases 1 to 783 code for a protein of 260 amino acids. The record is from RefSeq and is a predicted model, not a curated record. The transcript has a single exon.